Dipodomys spectabilis (banner-tailed kangaroo rat) is the source of this 1437-nucleotide messenger RNA. It is a transcript of the gene Fam204a, whose product is annotated as family with sequence similarity 204 member A. Bases 56 to 760 code for a protein of 234 amino acids. The record is from RefSeq and is a predicted model, not a curated record. The transcript is spliced from 8 exons. Lineage: Eukaryota; Metazoa; Chordata; Mammalia; Rodentia; Heteromyidae.
UGUUGACGCGGUCCUAAGAUGGCUGCCGGGCAGCUGUUUACUGGCCGAAAAAAGGAUGUGGAGUGGGCUAUUGCCUCCUGGCCUGAAUGAAAGUGAUAUUGAGUCAAAUUCUGAAGAUGAAGCCAUAUCUGAGAACUCCAAAUUUAGCUUACAAGAAGUUAAAGAGGAUGGGACCAGUAGGAAAUCAGAUGCCUCAAAUCUCCCAGAAGAUGGGCCAGCAUCUGAGCCCCAGGUCCAGACAAAUGCAUAUGAAGAGUGCCCUUCUGGAAUUCCCAUAAAUAUGUGGAAUAAAUUUCAAGAAUUGCAUAAAAAACAUUCUGAGCAGAAAACUUUAGCCUCAAGAUUCAGAGGAAGAAAAAGAAAGCGCUCCAGGAAAGGUGAUAAGUUGAAGAAUGAAAAAGAAUCUCAUAGUGAACAGUCCUUAAAUGAAGCCCAGUGGAAGGAGCUUACUCAGUAUUUUGGAGCCAAUGAUAGAUUUGAACCUCCUGUGAAAAAGAAAAAAGUUGAAAAGUCAGGUCUCGAAAAGAGGAUAGACCAGGCUGUGGAAGAAUGGGAUGUUGAGAAGGCUGAAGAACUCAGCAACCAGCUAGCUACUCGAGAGCUUGGUGUAAAAAUUGCCAAAGCAAUUGCUUGCCACAAGUUUGUAGAAGCCAAAAAGGAAGCUGAAAAUUCACAAGCUGCUCGAAAGAAGAAGAAGCUGGCAUGGGGGUUUGAAGCAAAGAAGAGAUGGGAAACCAAAAGCAACAUGGGAUAUAUGUAACCUUGCAGAGCUCGGAACACUUACAGACUCACAUACUCACAUUAACAAAACUUUCCUGCUUAAAUUGGAAAUUGAUCGAAGUAGGAAAAAAAUGUGCAUAAAACUUAGGCGUUGAUGAUCAACUUUUGGACUUUUUCUAAGGAGUUUAUUCUUGAAGUGAAUGUUUUUUGUUAUUUGUGUAAGAAACUAAGCAUGCACAGAAAAAAAAAGUAUGGUUUUUGUUUUUUACUUAUUUAUUUGCAUAGACCUACAGUCUAAAAUCAAUCUGCUUUUCAUUUGUUUGGUAUAGCAAAGCCCGUGAGGUCCUUGGACUUGCUUUGUCUGUUCUAGGCAUGACAACACUGAUUCUGGAAUUGUGAUUUUAAGAUUGUGACAAUUUUUACAAAUAAUUUUACUUAAUGUCAUAAAAACAGUUAUUGAUCCCUUACUGGCAGCAGUAGAAUUGAUAUUUUUAUGGUCACAUAGUACAAUAAUUUUUGUAUAUCUUCAGAUGAGAUAAUUAUAAAAGGGGGAUAAAAUAAGUAUGUAGAGGAUGGUUUAGUUUCAGCUCUGCAUAAAAAUGUAACUAUCUCAGCUCUGUCAUUCUUUAAAUUAUUAGAUGAUAUAGCUACAUUAGAUUAUAUAUUAUACUAGAUGUAUAGUUUUAUUAAACAGCUAAUUAUAAUUCUAAAUAACAA